Messenger RNA from Xyrauchen texanus (razorback sucker), 3327 nucleotides. It is a transcript of the gene usp16, whose product is annotated as ubiquitin specific peptidase 16. The transcript has 17 exons. The record is from RefSeq and is a predicted model, not a curated record. Gene Ontology annotation, molecular function: cysteine-type deubiquitinase activity; cysteine-type endopeptidase activity; zinc ion binding. NCBI's taxonomy places the organism in Eukaryota, Metazoa, Chordata, Actinopteri, Cypriniformes, Catostomidae. Gene Ontology annotation, cellular component: nucleus; cytosol. Gene Ontology annotation, biological process: protein deubiquitination. The coding region runs from base 143 to 2659 and encodes 838 amino acids.
CCCGGAAAUCCACAGCGCAGUUGGAUGACAUGCUUUACAGUACAUUUUUUAUUCAGUUAUUUUCACUACAGAAUAUUUGAUUACGAAUCUUUUUAUGGAUGUAUUAAAGAGCGCAUAAUUGUGUUUGUUAUAACAGACCAGAAUGGGUAAAAAGAAGGGAAAAGAUAGAAGUCCCAGAGGAGACAGUAACACUGACAUAGCAGGGAUUUCCUGCACUCACAUCCGUAAAGGAAUAGACCAAAGCUUACUGAAGAAAGCUGGUUUGAAUGAACACUGGAGUUUGUGUCAGGACUGUGAACCAGAGAAAGCAGAUGAGAUAUCAGAAGAUGACAUUCAUAAAGAAAGUCCUGCCAUGUGGAUGUGUCUGAAAUGUGGCCACAGAGGUUGUGGGAGAUCUUCGGAGAAUCAACAUGCGAUCAAACACUACGAGACCCCACGAUCUGACCCGCACUGUUUAGUGCUGAGUCUGGACGUCUGGAGUGUCUGGUGUUAUAUCUGUGAUGAAGAAGUUCAGUAUUCCAGCACGGGGCAGCUGGCACAGCUGGUAACAAACAUUAGAAAACAAGCUCUGGCAGAUCCCGGCAAGAAAACCACCAACAGGAAGAGUAAGAAGGAAGAGAGUGUAUUGGAGAAUUCUGCUGAGCAGACACUGGAAGAAGAAAAAGGGAACAAAGAGAACCAAAAGACCAACUCAAAACACGACGACAGUCCCAAAAAGUUUAAACCAGCCACUACAGAGGGUUCUGGUGUCGUGUCUGUCAAGGGUCUCAGUAAUCUGGGCAACACCUGUUUCUUCAAUGCAGUUGUGCAGAAUUUAUCGCAGACGCAACUUUUGAGACAUUUGUUGAACCAGAUUACAGAUGAGGAGAGCCACCGUCUCGCCAUCACACCUGCACUGUCCUCUGACCUGGAGCCUCUUCAGAUCCAGCUGGAAAGGCCCAGGUCUCUCACACUGGCUAUGUGUGAGCUGCUGAAUGAAAUCCAGGAGACCAAGAAAGGUGUCGUGACCCCUAAAGAACUCUUCACGCAAGUGUGUACAAAAGCGGCACGGUUUAAAGGCUUUCAGCAGCAGGACAGCCAGGAGUUGCUGCGAUACCUUCUGGAUGGCAUGAGGGCGGAGGAAGUGAAAAGAGUAAAUUUAGGAAUUUUGGAUGCUUUGAAAAACGCUGGCAAAAUCUUGGAAGCUGAGCAGGCGAAGAAGGUUAUAAAAGAGUAUGAGAAAAAUGGUGCACCAAAGAACUUUGUGGACCAGGUGUUUGGUGGAGAGAUGACCAGCACGGUGAUGUGUAAAGAGUGCAGAACUUUGUCUCUAGUGACUGAGAUUUUUUUGGAUCUUUCACUUCCUGUAGCUGAUGAGUCUUACAGGAAGAAGAAUCAGAAGAAAGUCGUCCAGCAUUGCAGCAGCGUCAAUGAGGAUAGUGACGAGGCCAAUACGACUUCUCUGGUCAAUGGGAGUGAAGACAUGCCAACUGGAGCAGGAAGCAAGUACCAGCAGAAGAAAGCCAAGAAACAGGCCAAAAAACAAGCCAAGAAUCAGAAACGACAGCAGAAACUGGGCAGUAAGGUCACUCUGGAUGCCCUGACCAAUCAGAACGCAGCCAGCAGCACAGAUCCAGCGGACGUUCCUGUUCAGAGUGUGUUAGCGAAUGGGAGCGCUGAUGUAGAAACAGGCGGAAAAACCCAAGAGGAUUUGAGCCAAUCAUCCACUUCGAACACUUCAGCAGAGGAACACGAGAAACCGCCCACACUCUCACAAAAAGAUGACAAUGAUGAGGAACCUGAAGAAGAACCUGCAACUUCAGGCAACAACCGCUUUACUGCUUUAUCAGAAGACCAAGACUAUGAAGAUAUGUCUGUGGAAGGAGAAAAAGGGGAGGAAGUGAACGAAGUGGAGGGUGGUGUUGCAGAGGAUCGGUUAGUUGAAGAACUGAAUACCUUGUCACUAAAUGCAACUUCAGAAGGAUAUCAAAGUGAGACGGAGAAUGGAGAUGAUGCCUUGGAGGAUGCUAAGGAAUACACAGUGAUCAAUCGGGAUCCUGAGCUUGCGUUUAAAUCGAUGGCCACCAGGUCGGCGCCAGAGAAGCAGGAGUGCUCGGUGGAGUCCUGUCUAUACCAGUUCACUGAGGUGGAACAUCUUGCCGAGAAAAACAGGCUGAUGUGUGUAACCUGUACAAAACAACAGACUGGACCUAACACCUCAACCGGUUGUAAGAAAGCAGUUUACAGGGAUGCACUAAAGCAGAUGCUGAUCUCCUCUCCUCCACCAGUGCUUACUCUUCACCUGAAAAGAUUCCAACAGGUUGCAUAUAGUGUUUGUAAGGUGAAUCGACACGUUCAGUUCCCUCAAAUACUUGAUUUGGCGCCAUUCUGCUCCUUAAACUGCAAGGGUGUAAAAGAAGGCGAGACACAAGUGCUGUACAGCCUUUAUGGUAUAGUGGAACAUAGUGGCACAAUGCGCUCUGGACACUACACAGCAUAUGUCAAAUCACGACCUUCCACACAGAACUUUCUAGAAAACGGAUCUACUGCUAUUUCAGGUAACGGUGAGGCCAGUAAAGGAUCCUGGUUCCACAUAAGCGACAGCAGCGUCCAACAGGUUACAGAGGCCAAAGUGCAGAGUUCUCAAGCCUACCUCCUGUUCUACGAGAGGAUCUCAUAACACAUGUUAAGAAAUCAUGUUCAAAACAAAGGGCUGCUAAUGCAAAAAUCCAAUUCUGCUGCUGGGAAAUCAUGUCAUCAUUGACAUUUACCCACCUCUCAUGUUGUUCCAAAUCCAUAUGUCUUUUUCUUCCGUGGAACACAACAUGAGGGUAAGUAAAUGAUGACAGAAUACAUAUUUUGGGGGUGAACUAUCCCUUAAAAAAAAGACACUGCUAAUGAAUUGUAAACUUGAAUUGAAGUUUUUUGUAUGAGCAUCAUCUUUUAUCAUUGAGUUGUCCUCUGUUGUCAUCCUGUUCCUAUGAAACAGUUUUAAUACUUUCAAACAAGAUCCAGAACUUACAUGAUGAUUAUUUGUUUUUCCUUUCAUUAAUUUGCCAAGUGGUGCAUUGUUGUUGAGUGGUGUGACAAAGGUUUGGUUUGUUUUUGGUUUGUCUCAUACAGCAUUCCUCAUACAGGUAUGUCAGAGUAUCCAGCACAAUCUUACAGACUUUAACUGUGUUACCAAGGCUGACCGCUAUUUUGGGUUAAUCUCAUGAAGUAAUGUCUUUAUGAAAUUUCUUCAACUCAUAUUUCACCCCAAAAUGAAAAUAAAGUGUGUGUGUGUGUGUGUGUGUGUGUGUGUGUGUGUGUGUGUGUGUGUGUGUGUGUGUGUGUGUGUGUGUGUGU